GUGAAAGACCGGGCUUCUGUCCGUGGGCUUCUCCCCGUCUCCGGCGCUCAUGGACUUGCUUGAUCGUCAAGCUACUUCCUCCGUGAUGUGAAGAAAACGCACAUCAGAUGUCCGUCGGCCUCAGAAGCGAUCACCUCUCUCUUUCUGUUCUCCUGGAAUACCAGUUCCGUGCACUAUUCAAUUCCGCCACAUUCCGUGUAACGGGCCGUAUAAAACCAAUCCCCAGCGAUGGGUGAAACUCCAGGUCGACACGCUCCGACACGUCGUCCACACUCUCAGCUCGUCUCCCGAUGUUGACACUCCUCAAGCUCAGCGCUCUGACACUCGUCGUCCCCGCGUAUGCCAGUUCAUGGGGCCUCGUCGCCCCUUCUGGGAACACCUGGAUCCAGAUGGUCUGGACGCAACACGUCCCCCAAGCUCCCCCAGCGGACGUGACCGGCGGCCCGUGGUACUUCUGGUGCGGGCUCGAACCUGACGGAGGCGGGGUCAUCCAGCCCGUGAUGGCCUACCACGGUCCCGAAGGUCAGAUGACGAACCCGAACCCCUCCUUCCCCCAAGUCUACGCUAUGAACGAGCAGCUCUGGUCCCUGCCCUGGAACUACGGACAAGCCGGUGCGCCCGCAUACCAGGAGUCUACCGGGAUCUGGGUAGCGGAAAAUGAUCAAGUAGCGUGUUCCGUCACCUGGGAAAACGGGAUCUGGACACAGAGCGCAAACGUUAUCACGGGCCAGGCGGCGGGGCAGAGUAUAACGAUGAAUACGGAUCCGAAUGGGUUCUUCCUUGGCGAGAACUCGGGGUUUGAUAAUACAAUAUUUGCUGUGUGUGAGACGGAACUAGACGGCACCCAAGCAGGGGAAUGGAACUACCCCAUAGUGUUCACCGACCUCUUCCUACGCGCCGCCUCCUCCUCCGGGGUAGAAGCGCUCUGCUCCGACCCGGUAGGCAACGGCCAGCUCGGAGGGGUAGGGUCGAUCCAGUUUGAAGAUUUUAGCAUGUUUGACCCGGAGACGUGUCAUUGGUCUACGGUUACGCUUUUGCCGCCUUAG
Dacryopinax primogenitus is the source of this 1046-nucleotide messenger RNA. RefSeq lists its product as uncharacterized. The coding region runs from base 291 to 1046 and encodes 251 amino acids. Lineage: Eukaryota; Fungi; Basidiomycota; Dacrymycetes; Dacrymycetales; Dacrymycetaceae. The record is from RefSeq and is a predicted model, not a curated record. The transcript is spliced from 5 exons.